This is a messenger RNA of Lytechinus variegatus (green sea urchin), 2087 nucleotides long. RefSeq lists its product as uncharacterized. Bases 714 to 2072 code for a protein of 452 amino acids. The transcript has a single exon. Gene Ontology annotation, molecular function: sequence-specific DNA binding. NCBI's taxonomy places the organism in Eukaryota, Metazoa, Echinodermata, Echinoidea, Temnopleuroida, Toxopneustidae. The record is from RefSeq and is a predicted model, not a curated record.
ACGAAGGGGGGGGUGCUGAUUCAGCCCCCUUUUGUGAUCUCGGCUGUCAAUUGCGCGAUUGCAACAAAAAUUUGCCCUCGUAUUAAUCAUGGCAUAAUUUACAAUACUGUAAGGUCACAUUCUGUGAAAAAUCUCAUUGCUAAUUAUGCCAAUUCUAAUUUAUGCCUUUAAUUUAAAGUGCAUUUUUGCUUUACACACGUAUUUUCUUGCUUUCUGAAUUUCUUAUGUAUUUGUUUUUUAUUUUUUUCACUUUUUUAUGGACAUUGUCAGGGAUUUUAUUUUGACCAUAAACAAGAUGAUUUUGGCUAUAACCACCUAUUACAUUUGAUUUAAUUCAUGUUUUUAAGGAAUUUUUUGCCUGCAUGCACUUACCAAAUGUUGGAUAAUUUUGGAACUGCAUACCAGGGAAUUGCAGUUUUCGUCUCAUAAGUUGCACUCGACUUGAAAGCAUAAAGACAAUGAGCGACGCAGUCAAAAGUUUUGUAUGGUGGAUUUAUUGCCAAAAAAUUUCUAGGGGGCUGAAAUAGCGCCCCCCCAGUUUUUUUAGAGUAAAAUCCAUGUUUUUUUUCUCAUAGACCACAGCUAUCAAUAUCAUCAUCAUAUCAAAGCAGGACAAAGGAGCAGACGAUACUGGAGGGUCAGAAGAUGUACCCAGCAAGAAGGUGAAGCAUGUAGGAGGAAAUAGAUGUGUGCUUUAUGGAUGCAGUAACACUAUGUACGAUGGCUUUGCUAUCCAUGAAAUGCCAAAACAGGGAUCCAUCAGACGAGUAUGGGUCAAUUUUAUCCAGCUGAGGCUGAAAGGAUUCCAUGCGAACAAAAGGGUCCAUGUACAUGUCUGCAGUGGGCACUUUGAGAGGGAACAGUAUGACCAGUCGCAAGUCAUGCAAUAUAAGUACGGUUAUAGAAAGCUUCCGCCACGUCUUAUCCCAAAUGCUGUCCCCAGACUACACCAAGCUGUUCAGUCAUUCCCUGAUGACUGGUUCGUCAAGGACAAAGGAGCAGACGAUACUGGAGGGUCAGAAGAUGUACCCAGCAAGAAGGUGAAGCAUGUAGGAGGAAAUAGAUGUGUGCUUUAUGGAUGCAGUAACACUAUGUACGAUGGCUUUGCUAUCCAUGAAAUGCCAAAACAGGGAUCCAUCAAACGAGUAUGGGUCAAUUUUAUCCAGCUGAGGCUGAAAGGAUUCCAUGCAAACAAAAGGGUCCAUGUACAUGUCUGCAGUGGGCACUUUGAGAGGGAACAGUAUGACCAGUCGCAAGUCAUGCAAUAUAAGUACGGUUAUAGAAAGCUUCCGCCACGUCUUAUCCCAAAUGCUGUCCCCAGACUACACCAAGCUGUUCAGUCAUUCCCUGAUGACUGGUUCGUCAAGGACAAAGGAGCAGACGAUACUGGAGGGUCAGAAGAUGUACCCAGCAAGAAGGUGAAGCAUGUAGGAGGAAAUAGAUGUGUGCUUUAUGGAUGCAGUAACACUAUGUACGAUGGCUUUGCUAUCCAUGAAAUGCCAAAACAGGGAUCCAUCAAACGAGUAUGGGUCAAUUUUAUCCAGCUGAGGCUGAAAGGAUUCCAUGCGAACAAAAGGGUCCAUGUACAUGUCUGCAGUGGGCACUUUGAGAGGGAACAGUAUGACCAGUCGCAAGUCAUGCAAUAUAAGUACGGUUAUAGAAAGCUUCCGCCACGUCUUAUCCCAAAUGCUGUCCCCAGACUACACCAAGCUGUUCAGUCAUUCCCUGAUGACUGGUUCGUCAAGAAGUCCCUUCCUCCAGCAGAAUCAACACCAACAACAUUGACUCUAAUAGUGGCAUCAUGCAGAAGUUCUGAUACCAAAACAGUGCAUUCUACCAAAAUGACAGUUGCGUUCCUACGCAGCAAGAAGGCAAGUACGAGCACGGAACAUGAAGUCAAAGACCCUCAGCCGAUCAUGUUAGCUGAUGCGAGUACUUGCAUGUCUCCUAUGCUGCCCAGUUCUGGAGGAAGCAAGCGGCGAAUAUCUCUGUUCAGUCAGAAGUCAGAAGAAGGUAUGUUUAACACAAAUCAUUUAUGCCUUUUAGCCGUUUUGAAUAAUGCGUCAGACUAAAAACAUAUGGCCUGC